Molecule: messenger RNA, 518 nt
Organism: Lepus europaeus (European hare)
Lineage: Eukaryota; Metazoa; Chordata; Mammalia; Lagomorpha; Leporidae
Gene: NDUFA11
Product: NADH:ubiquinone oxidoreductase subunit A11
Exons: 4
Coding region: 48-473 (141 amino acids)
Biological process (GO): mitochondrial respiratory chain complex I assembly
Source: RefSeq, a predicted model, not a curated record
GAAGUCUCGCGAGAGCCGGCGGCCGCUGUCCUUGGGCGCGCGGGGCCAUGGCGCGGAGGCUCCUGAGUCAGUACGCGGACGUCCCCGAUGGCACCGACUGCCACCGCAAGGCCUACGCCAGCACCGGCAUCGGCGGCGCCGCGGGCCUGGCCUUCUCCGCCUAUAGCCUCGCGCUCAAGCCCCCAGGCACCAUCCUCGAGGGAGUGGCGAGGGCCGGACGCCACACGUUCACUGCAGCGGCCAUCGGAGCCGUGUUCAGCCUCGCCUCGUGCGUCAGCGCCCAAGUCCGCGAGAAGCCGGACGACCCCCUGAACUACUUCAUCGGAGGCUGCGCCGGAGGCCUGACCCUGGGAGCACGCGCUCACAGCUAUGCGGUUGGCGCCGCCGGCUGCGUGUACCUGGGCACCAUGGCCGCCCUGGUCAAGAUGGGCCAGCUGGAGGGCUGGGAGCUGUUCGCAAGACCCAGGGUGUGAGCUCUCCGCCUGCGGCGCUUCUAGAAAUAAACCUGCGUGUGCGUG